Molecule: messenger RNA, 300 nt
Organism: Thyridium curvatum
Lineage: Eukaryota; Fungi; Ascomycota; Sordariomycetes; Thyridiales; Thyridiaceae
Exons: 1
Coding region: 1-300 (99 amino acids)
Source: RefSeq, a predicted model, not a curated record
AUGGGCAAGAGCGCUUGGGAGAAGUUCUUUGAUGCAGCGCACAAGGACGCGCUCAACCAGGGCUCGUGGGGAAUAACCCUCACCCCGGGCGAGCAUUGUGUUUACUUCAAGGACGGGCGCGAACUCCGAGCCACGGUCAGCCAGGCCUGCACCGUCGACAUGAAGAAUUCCGGGCUCAUGAUGAACCUUCGCAAUCUCGCCAAGUCUGCGAAUGACAGAGCGUCAGUACCUUGUACCCUGGUUGAUGGUGCCAAGAAUGGGGAUGGAGGUGCGAUUGCGGUGGUUUGGAAGUUCACAUGA